Morus notabilis is the source of this 833-nucleotide messenger RNA. RefSeq names its product 40S ribosomal protein S15a-5. The transcript is spliced from 4 exons. The coding region runs from base 276 to 665 and encodes 129 amino acids. Gene Ontology annotation, molecular function: structural constituent of ribosome. The record is from RefSeq and is a predicted model, not a curated record. Lineage: Eukaryota; Viridiplantae; Streptophyta; Magnoliopsida; Rosales; Moraceae. Gene Ontology annotation, cellular component: cytosolic small ribosomal subunit; ribosome. Gene Ontology annotation, biological process: translation.
CGGAAUACACAUUAUUCAUCAUCUCUGCUAGCUAGGUUUUCCUCUUCCCAGUUCCCACUAUUUUCACUCUUUCCACCGCCGCCGCUCAUUCUCUUCUCUCCACCGCCGCGCCUUGUCUUCUCUCCACCGCCGCUCCUUCUCUUCACGGUGGCCCUCUCUUUCUCUCAGAAGUCACCCACCCUUGUUGCCCUAGAGCUCAUAUAGCUCAUCAGUGGCGAGCGCCGUCGCGUCCCCCCAGUCUUACCGCCGAUUUCAAGCUCCUCAACGAGAGCUAGAUGGGUAGGAGGAUACUAAAUGAUGCAUUGAGAGCAAUGGUGAAUGCAGAGAGAAGAAGGAAGUCUGUGGUGGAGUUGAAGCCCAUCUCGACGGUUAUGUCUUCUUUCCUCAAAAUCAUGAAGGAUCGAGGUUACAUCAAGGAUUUUCAAGUGUAUGAUCCCCACAAAGUGGGGACGAUAACAGUUCAGCUACAAGGCAGGAUCAACGAUUGUCGAGCUCUUACUUACAGGCAGGACAUUGCAGCAAGAGAUAUUGAAAGUUACAAAACAUCGACGCUUCCAACGCGCCAGUGGGGUUACGUUGUGAUCACAACUCCAGAUGGCGUUUUGGAUCAUGAAGAGGCUAUCAGACGUAAUGUAGGAGGUCAGGUUCUUGGUUACUUUCACUAAUAAUAUAUAUAUCCAUUCUAUUUCUCAACCCUUUUAAGUGAAUGAGAACUGCAAAAUGUGUUUCCUUUUGUAUGAUGACACUAUGCUAGUAUUCUUUCGCAAGAAAAAAGGGUGAUGUAAGAAUAAGGAUGAUGGAAAACCUGAUUAGUGAAUUUUUGUUCUCGUGAA